Messenger RNA from Drosophila grimshawi, 3566 nucleotides. RefSeq names its product GPI ethanolamine phosphate transferase 3 (gene PIG-O). Bases 152 to 3397 code for a protein of 1081 amino acids. Lineage: Eukaryota; Metazoa; Arthropoda; Insecta; Diptera; Drosophilidae. The transcript is spliced from 6 exons. Gene Ontology annotation, molecular function: mannose-ethanolamine phosphotransferase activity. Gene Ontology annotation, cellular component: endoplasmic reticulum membrane. Gene Ontology annotation, biological process: GPI anchor biosynthetic process. The record is from RefSeq and is a predicted model, not a curated record.
CGAACUGAAAAUCAGUAGAAAAAAAAUGACAAACUCUAAAUGAAACCAAGUUCGCAUCGUGAUGCAGAACACUUGACAAGACAAUUAGUGGCUCCAGCGAGAAGUGCAAUUAAGUUUAAAUAGUCUAAUUAGUGUAAGGGCGGGCCUAAACAUGAAUUUUACAUAUGUGUUCGUGCUCAUUUGGCUGGCCUAUCUAAUAUGCAGCGGAGUGCUGCUUUUCUCUCGAGGAUUUCUACUUGCACGCGUAUCCAAAACGGAGACAAGCAGUUGCCGGCGUCUAUCCAACAAUCCCAAUGAUGAGUAUUUCCUUACGCCAGAGGUUGUGAAUGAGAUAUUUAAGGAUGUAAAUGCCUCAUCAUCAUCGAAUCUAUGUCUUCCACAAAAGUCCAAAGUCAUAAUGCUCGUCAUUGAUGCAUUAAAAUACGAAUUUGGCGUUUAUAAUGAGAACACCACCGAACUGUUGCCUUAUGAGAAUAAACUGGAUACACUGCAUCAAUUGCUGCAGCAAUCGCCGGGGAAUGCUCGUCUAAUGCGUUUUAAAGCGGAUCCACCAACGACCACACUGCAACGCCUGAAGGGCCUAACCACCGGCAGUCUGCCCACGUUUAUUGAUAUUGGCUCUAACUUUGCCUCACCGGAGAUCAAUGAGGACAACGUGAUCGAUCAGAUUGUGAAGACCGACUUGCCUUUGGUAUUCCUGGGCGACAGCACGUGGACUGAUUUAUAUCCUCGACGCUUUAAGCGCGCCUACUCCUAUCCCAGCUUCGAUAUCUUCGAUCUGGACAGCGUCGACAAUCAAAUUAUGCAGCAUCUGCCCAAAGAGCUGGCCAGCAAUGAUUGGCAGGUGCUGAUUGCGCAUUUUCUGGGCGUGGAUCACUGUGGACACAAGCACGGACCCAUGCACGAGGAAAUGUCGCGCAAAUUGAGCGAAAUGAAUGACAUUAUAAAAUCUGUUGUGGCUGGCAUGGAUAAUGAGACCACGCUGCUGAUAAUGGGCGAUCAUGGUAUGACGGCAAGUGGUGAUCAUGGCGGCGACACUGAUGACGAAACCAAUGCUCUGCUGUUUGCCUACUCCAAGCAGCAUAAAUUCUUCACCAGCAGUGAUGCGGGCUCAGAUAACGAAAUGCUGCAGCAGAUUGAUCUAGUGCCCACACUGUCGACCAUACUCGGCGUGCCGAUACCCUACUCAAAUCUGGGCUUAAUCAAUUUUAAUAUUGUGCCCGCUGUCGCUGUGCCCCAUUUGAGUAAAUUUCAAACAUUGCUGCUCCACGCCUGGCAGAAUGCCCAUCAAAUCUAUCGCUAUUUCUUCAACUAUGCGCUGGAGAACAAACGCACCUUCAAUGUGGAGCAAAUGGAUAAGCUGGAAACGGAAUUCAUACUGCUCACACAUCGUGUGCAAACAAUUUAUAAUGAAGCGGCCUUCAAGUCGUUUGUGCGCGAUCUAAAUAUGAAUCUACGUGACAUACUCAACGUCUGUCGCGAGAUCUGGGUUAAGUUUGAGCCCACGCAAAUGUCGCAGGGUCUUCUCUUCAGCUUUCUGCCCAUCUUCUUUGCCUUUCUGCUCAUUAACAACUCAAGUGCCAGCGAUUAUGCGAAGAUAUUUAAACCCAAAGAAGUCUUCUACGUGUUUCUCAUGAAUAUUGCCGCUGGCGUCUUUGGCUAUCGCUACUAUAAGAACUUCUCGUUCAAGACGGAGGAACAUGGGGUCAUUUUCUUUACCAGCGUGCUCAGCUCUGUGCUGCUGGCCUUUUAUACGCUGCGUCACUGGAAUAGUAUUGCAAACAAUUGGGCGAGUGUCAAGCGUUUUGCCCAUAUGCCCACACGUCUGCUGCUCUUCUCCAUGAUGGCUGUGUUCUUCUCCAACAGCUUUGUCAUACAGGAGGCCAAGAUUUUGUCCUAUCUGCUUGUUGCUGCUAUUUUGCUACUUGUCUAUGAGCUGCUGCUGCUAAGCGCACGUCUGGACUUUAAGAACAAGUUUAAGUGGUCACAGUUUUUGCGCUCCGCAGCGUUCCGUCUAAUUUUGGCCAGCUUGUUGGCCAUUUGCUGUAUCCGUUUCGCCUACACGCUGUUUCGUUGCCGCGAGGAGCAGGGCAAUUGUGCUGACUUUGCCAGCAAUAGUACGCCGGGCUUUUCAGUGAAGAGACCCAGCAUGGGCAAGACCUACAUUCUGGCUGUAGUCAUACUUGUUCUAUACACAACGCUGACACGCUUAUAUUUACGCUCUUGCGGCAAUUUGACGGGAAAUUCAGCCAAUGUGAUGUUGGCUCGCUACGGACCGACUGUCGCUUCGAUUUGUGCUGGGGGUCACAUACUGCUCGCGAAUAGCGCCAUAAAGAACAUUCAACGCACCCAUAUCGAUGCCAUGGCGUUGGUCAUCUAUGGCCUGUUACUGCUGCAAAUCGUUGUCGUCUCAUGGACGCCGCUGAUGACGUUUGUGCUGCCGCCAAAGAAUCCCAAUAGCAUCACCAUUAAUGGUCGCGACAGCAUUGUGCCGGAAAUAUUUCGAAAAAUGAAGCGUAUGUAUGAAGGUGAUGAUGCGGAACAGAGCUACGCGAUACCCGUCGUCUAUGGUCUGGCCACCGUCUACUCAUCGAUCAUCAUUUCGUUUGGCGUCUUUCUGGCCAUGCUGAUGAUUGUGGUGCUCGAGCCGCAUGCCAGCAUUGGCCUAAUUGUCUGCAUCGUCGUCGGCGCCAUCAUCUUGAGUAUCCAUAGCAUUCUACGUUAUCGCACGGCCACAAGUUUUGAGAGCUGUGUGCAGCCGACUUUUAGCGCUGUGGUUGCCUGGUUUCUGCUCGCGCACUUUUGCUUCUUUGCCACAUCGCAUCAGACGACGCUGUCACAGAUCGAUUGGCGAGCCGCCUUUGUCGGUCGCUCCAGCGCAUUGGGACAGUCGCAUCUCAUUUCCGGCACUUUGGUCAUAUUAAACACGUUCUGUGGUCCCAUCUUCUUUUACUGUAUGUACUCGCUGCUCAGUACGGAGACAUUUUCGCUGUUUGCGCUAUUUCCCAGCCUCAUUAAGAGCAGCAGCAACAGUCGCACCAGCAACAAAUCGGAUGCAGCUGUUGCAUUAUCUGAUAUUGCCACUGAAGCGGUCGGAUUUGAUAUGACGCGUGGCGAGUUGGCGUUGUAUGAAUACGAGGAUGUGUUUCUAGGCGCUGGUUUCAAACUGGCCACUCAGCUCUUCAUGCUGCAGGGCAUCAAGAUCUUCUGUGCCAUGUUGGCCUGCACCAUACACUGUCGUCAUCUGAUGGUUUGGAAAAUCUUCGCUCCACGCUUCAUCUACGAGGCGCUGGCCACUUUUGUCGGCCUGCCAUCAUUAAUUGUGGGCUAUCUGCUGUUGUUGCGCAUCAAUCGCGCUGUCGAUGGACUCAUUAAGCGCAUCAACAAGGAUAAAUAGUUGACAGCCAAUUAAUAGCUGCCUUUGUUCUAGUCCCACAGUCGUAUUAACUCAAACAUCUUGUAUUUAAGCAUUAAAUUUUAUAUUGCCAGAGUUUGUAUUUUGCCUAUAGCUUUUAUUUAUUUAGCUUUUACUAAAUUAUAGAAAAUAAAAACAGUAUAAAAAGAAA